Halichondria panicea is the source of this 2397-nucleotide messenger RNA. Its product is annotated as tripartite motif-containing protein 67-like. The record is from RefSeq and is a predicted model, not a curated record. Gene Ontology annotation, molecular function: protein binding; zinc ion binding. The transcript is spliced from 7 exons. The coding region runs from base 150 to 2279 and encodes 709 amino acids. NCBI's taxonomy places the organism in Eukaryota, Metazoa, Porifera, Demospongiae, Suberitida, Halichondriidae.
AGUGGUCCCUCAUUAAUGCAUUAUAAAUUAGCAAAGUGGUUUCGUUUUGCUAAGUGGAGCAGUGAGGCAUAGAAACACAUCGUUGGCUGCAUCUACACUAUAGAGCUUCAAGUCUACAUCAUUGUAUCUACAGCCCGAGUGGUACAAGGAUGUGUUCUCAUCCACAGGGUGGUUACUUCACCCCUCCAACAACCAGAGCACAUCGUGGUCUCUCACCCUAUCAUGAUGACUCUCUCAUCUCUCAGUCUGGGACCAUCUCCCCUGAGCUGCAGGCACACACAAUGUCUGACACUAGUCACCUUCGUGGCUGGAAGUCUAGCAGACCAGUGCCUCAAUCCGUACCCUCACACGCAGGAUUCCGUAACAGUCAGAAGGGACGAAUGCUUGGUAGAGCUGAGACAGUGGGGACUGGACUAGGAGGAGUAGUCCUAGAGGUGGCAGCCCGACCAGAGUGCUCUGUCUGCAUGGAUGAGUUUGCUGAUGAGGUGCUCAAGGUACCGAGGAACCUUCUCUGUGGACACAGCUACUGUACAGAUUGCCUGGACCAGCUACUGCACAAGUCACUAGACAGCCUGCCCUCCAUCACUUGCCCCAAGUGCUGCAAGGUGACUGAUCUAGCUCAACGUGACAUUACAAUCCUGCCCAAGAACUACUCACUCCUGGAGAUGAUCCGAGACUCCGCCUCCUCUCGUUCUACUAGCCCCGCCCCCUUCAGAGAGAAGUCCCCUGUCCCUGUGGCCUUGCGUUGUGAGGAGCAUGGAGACAGUCUCUCGAGCUUCUGUACCAAGUGUGGGGAGUUAGUGUGCAGCUCUUGUCUCGUGUAUGGCAAGCACCGGGACCAUAGCAACAAGACCUUGUUUGUGAGUGAGGCAGCUAUCAAAUACAGACAGAAACUAGUUGACCUGAUACCUGAGGUACGCUCCACACGAGGGAAGAUGCAGUCAGCAUUAGAGCAGAUCCAGAGAAUGAGUGCCAGUGUGGAGGAGAUGGGAGGACAACUGGAGCACGAGGCUGAAGAGACAUACGGGCAACUAGUAGAGCUGAUAGUGGCCAAACGAAAUGCCCUCAAACUGGAGAUAAUGGAGCGUACUCAGAUACGCCUGGAGGCACUCACUGAUCAAGCACUUGAUCUCAAGGAGUGUAUUGAAAAGGCAUCUUCUGUGGAGAGGACAGCAGACGGUCUGUUGAGAGGUGAUGAUUACAGUCUCUUACAGAAGGCCACUCUGACAAUGGAUCAGAUAGAGGGUAUCUUUGUUAACCCUCCACAAGCUACACCAAAGGCUCAGAAUGACUUGCGUUGUGAGUUCUCUGAUAAACCUGCAGAGGAGAUUGCUGCUCAGGUAGCAGUCUAUGGCAUUGUCAGACCAGAUGUGGGUAUCAUCAGCCACUUGUUUGUCAAGGCCUAUCACGAUGGGUUCUCCAUCAAGUGGGAUAGCCAUAACUUCACUGACAAUGAGGGGACCACCUACUAUCUCCAAAAGGCAUGGGGAAGAGAGGAGGACUUCACACCUCUAUGUAGAGGCUCCUCCACCAAGUACAACUACAAGGAUGACCUGAAACACGGCCAAUCCUACAGGUUCAGAGUUCAAGUGCGUACCCCCGAAGGUGUUGGUAACUGGUCAGAGCCAGUGGAGGCAGUCAAAGCAGCACCAGAGUUUCAUUGGCAUGAGUCAUGGCGUAAUGUGAAGGUUGAGCUGUGUAGGAAUAGACUGGAGGCAGCAUGGACGAAGGGAGGAGCACACAACUUCUGGGCGACCUUUGCUGGAGAUAAACUCUUUCUCAAGGGCAAGCACACCUUCGCUGAGAAACACUACUUUGAGAUUGAGAUCCUUGAUUUGGGCAAGAGCAAGUCUCUCAAGAAACUGGCACUGGGUGUCAUCAGCUGCCGCAAAUCAAGCGCCAACUCAUUGCCAUGGCAAGACGGCAAGAAUCCGAUUGGUCAAUGGGAUACCCCAUCGUGGUCAUUCCAGCCCAUGUUGGGUGUUGUCCACUCCCAGGGUACAUCAGCCGAGGGUGUCCAGUAUAGUAAGGAGAGCUCCCUGACUGUAGGGGACAGAGUGGGCAUGUUGGUAGAGCUCGAUGAAGGGAGGAUCAGCUACUUCCUCAAUGGUCGUGAUCUAGGAGCAGCCUUUGUAGAGUUAGAUGAGGAGAGUGUACUCCCGUGUGUGUCCAUCAGAGACAAGGUACGGGUCCUGCUCAGGUUCCCCCCUCCUCCAUACCAACACAGGAAGAUCAAGCUCACCAAACUAUCCUCACGAGGACAAGCACAAAUUUACUGAUUUUGAACUAUGAACUUUGUAAAUCUAUCAUUUUAGUUUUGUAUUAUAAUAUACCAGCGGGGUUAAUUAUACCAGCGGGGUUAAUUAAUGACAAUAACAAACUUUUUCUUUUUCUUAG